GGGCAGUGACAGUGCCAGAUGUCAAAAUGGCCGCAGAUAUUGUGACGGUGGAGGAGUGCAAAAUUGUUUUUCCUGCAAAAAUCCGUGCUAAAACCUCCCGGAAGUGUGUGAAAAGUGUCCCAAAAGUGCCCAAGAGAUGCAGACUCUCCCACUGAGGUAUUUUCCCUGCAGGAGCAGUGAUAAUUAGUGGGAGAAUUAGGUGAUUUUUGGUGCCUCGGACGCAGCGUUUCGUAACUUUUUUUCUGCUGCUGUGUUCUCUUGAUUCACACUCUCCGGAUGAGGUGAAUCCGCAAGUGGGUGAAUGAAGAAUAGUUGACCGCAAAACGAAUUUUUGUGCCCCUUUUCUGUGCAGGUGAAAUUAGUUCUGGUGCAUAGAAUAGAAUUUUAAAGAAAAAUAGAAAAAAAAUGCUCCGCUUCCUGAGUCGACGACGUCACAGGAAUCCCCGUCCUGAGGACUCCACCACCAGAAGUCCACACAUCAAAUCCCAGCGGAUUCCCGUGAAUAAAAAUCUCAUUCAGUGCCGUAUCAUCUUGCUGGACAACACGGACCUGUCUGUGGAUCUCUCGAAAAAAGCCAUGGGGAUUGAUUUAUACGAGCAAGUGUUUUAUUCGCUGGAUCUCAUCGAGAAGGAUUACUUUGGACUCCAGUAUACUGAUGCGAAUAAUGUCAAGCAUUGGUUGGAUCCCACGAAGGCUGUCAAGAAACAAGUUAAAAUUGGUUCACCGUACACAUUGCGACUGAAAGUGAAAUUCUACUCAUCGGAGCCGAAUGCGCUGCGUGAGGAAUUGACCAGGUAUCAAUUCUUCCUGCAGCUCAAGCAGGACAUCCUCGAUGGACGCCUCGAGUGUGACACUCCGAAAGCAAUCGAACUCUCAGCUCUCGCUCUUCAAUCUGAAUUGGGUGACUUUGACGAUGCCGUCCAUACACCGGCCACAGUGUCGGAAUUUCGUUUUGUGCCCAAUCAGACUGAAGAGAUGGAGAUUGCGAUUCUGGAGGAGUACAAGACGUGCGUAGGCCUUACACCGGCUCAGGCUGAGAUGAAUUAUUUGAAUCGGGCCAAGAGUCUCGAGAUGUACGGCGUGGAUAUGCACACGGUGCUGGGAAAGGAUGGCUGUGAGUACCAUUUGGGUCUCACGCCAACGGGAAUUCUGGUAUUUGAGGGUGCCCAGAAGAUUGGGUUGUUUUUCUGGCCUAAAAUCGGCAAGUUGGACUUCAAGAAGAAGAAACUGACGCUGGUGGUGGUGGAGGAUGAUGAUGAAGGCAAGGAGCAGGAGCAUACUUUUGUAUUCCGACUGUACAAUGAGAAGGCAUGCAAGCAUCUGUGGAAGUGCGCAAUUGAGCAUCAUGCCUUCUUCAGGCUGAGAACGCCAGUCAAGGGACCCUCAGCCAGGCAGAAUUUCUUCCGGAUGGGCUCGAGAUUCAGGUACUCGGGCAAGACAGAAUUCCAGACGGCCCAUCAGAGCCGUGCCCGGAGAACUGUUCAGUUUGAACGGCGUCCUUCUCAGCGCUUCGCCAGGCGUCAAUCUCACGUGUUGCGGGAACGACAGAAGUCCACAGCACAGCCCCAGACGCCAUCGGAGCAGCCCCAAGUGUCCACGGAGGAGACAAAUACGUCUGUCUCGGUGACUCCUUCCCCAUCGAUUCAGACUGUGAUACAGAAUUAUGCGCCCACGAGUCUCGACAGUGCUCUGCUCAAUGGAAUUGUUUCCCUGGGCAGAAGCUCGACAAAAUCCUCAGCUUCUUCGGCCGAUGACACAGAAAAGGUCAAAGGGGCUGCAUCGGGUGGGUCCUUUGGGAAGGGGGGAAUUGAAUCUGGCAAGGAUGAGGGAUACAACAAAAUUGCAACGCAUCACAGUUCCUUCGGGAAGGCUUCCAUCAGUUCGGCGUUCAGUGUUAAGAGUGGAGCAUCUUCUGAGAGGGAUAGUCACAUUGAUAAUCUUCUGAAGACGAUAGCCAAGGAUACGUCGGCAGCUAUGCACGCUCAGGAAUCCCUCAAUGAUGCCAACAGCAUCCGUGUGACCAUCAACAAAACUUCCGAUCUCGAGAGCAACACUGACACACUUAAGAAGUUGGCUUCGGGGACGGAGAAGCCAAACAAUCAGACGAAAGUGACGAGUAUGGCUGGACCAUUGCCUCCCUCGCAGAUCAAGUGCAACAUUCUCAAAGCUCGCAAUGAGGAAGAUUCAGCUGUUUCGACACCAACGAAAAUGACCAAUCAACUGUUUGUUCAGCCACUUCCUCCCACUUCCGAUGGGCCAUCGUCCCUUGAAGCUGCAACAUUUGUCUCCGUGGGUGGUGAUAAACUCACGCUGAAUCUCACGGGAGUCUCAACAACAUCCAGUCCAACAUCGACACUCAACGGCAAACCAUCGACACCCAAGAAAUUCACAGCAACGGCAAUUGAUGGGAUGGAGUCAAAUGGGAAUGGGGAUUCUGUGACAGUGACACAUUUCUCGGAUCAGAGGGGUGUUGUGGAGAAAGUGAGUGUUCCUGCUCUCAGUAUUUUCAAUUCCGAACUGAAAUCACCGAAAAUGGACAAUACUGUGAGAGCUGCCAGUAAUUCCCUCAACACCAAUCAGAUCUGCAGCAAUCCCUUCCUCACGCCAUCCACUGAAACCUCACCAACUACCAAUAAUUGCAUCUCCACGACAAAUCCCUUCAGAGAUGUCCAGGAGGAGAAUUCAGGAGAGUCACAAGAUCCUACGACCCUUCAAACGGAUACAGCAAGAACUACCAGUACACCUUUCUUCAACAACAACCCAUUCAGAUCUGAGGAACCGCUCAUAGGAUCGCCCACAAAGACAUCGUCGGAGGAGAAUUCUAAGCUUCUCAAUGCCCUCAAUGCCAAUGAGACACAGAACACGAGUGCAGAUGAACAAAAUUCCAAGGAUGGUUUCACCACGAAAAAAGUGUCUCCAACUUCAACGAUGGACAUGGUGAGUCCAUGGCUCGUUUCAUCGGAAGUCGUGAGUGCUCCGCAGAAGGCCAAGGAUACCCCAAUAAUCCGAAAGUCCGUCAUAACAACUCAACUCUAAAAAGACUUCAAAGGUAUAUCUACAAUUUCCUAUCGACUUGCGUACUUUUUUUUUAAUCCUUCUAGACUUCUCCAGCUUUUUUGGAGUGACCAAGACAGUAAAAAUAGUUCUUUUAUAAAAAAAAAUAAUAGAUUAUACAUUUUUGCAAUAUUGAGGGGCUGUUGAAAAAAAAAACAAAUAGAGAAAUAACUAUUUUCUUGCUCACGAAUCGACAAAGUAUUACAAAUUCUACUUUGAUAAAUGGUUUUACUUGUAGACAAGAGACAGAAAAAUUAGCGAUAGUGUAUGAAAUGUGCCUUCUGCAUUUUUUUUUAGCAAGCUCUUUUGAGAGAUAAAACAUUUAUUUUUUCAUUACCGCGUUGUAACUUCCUAUGCUUAGAACGAUCUCAGAUAAUUUUUUUUAAGGAGAACAAUAACUUUUCAAGGAUCUUUUAUUCCAUUUGAGAAGGAAAUGAUAGUUUUUUUUUAGAGGAACUUAUGCUAAUGUCUACCGUUUCUAAAAAAGAAAACUCUUUUUGAGCUUAUCUAUCCUGCCUUUUUUUGCAAUAUAAUUCGUGGGCUUAUGGGGUUAGAUUGAUGAGAGAAAAUUAUUGAUAUAAAAUUGCAAUUUUUAGUGAAUUUGCUUAAUUCUUCCUGCCUCUCAUUGAAUCGUAGUUGAGUUGUUAGGAAUUUAUUAAUUAUUUUUGAAAUUGAUUUUUGAAGAGAAGUACUUUGCAAUGGAUUAAUUUAAAAAUGAGUUUAUUUAGGCAAAACAAAAAUUAAGAGAAAUAAUGUAGGAUUUGUUAUAGAUGAAUGAAAAAAAAAUCUCUUCCUAUAUUUUAUUAAUAUAAUCUAUUAUUCCAAGCAUUCUUCUUUAGAAAGUAUUAUUUACAGCAUUUUUUUCUUUAGUUAUUUAGAAGAAGAAUAUUGAUGAAAUAUUUUUUUUUGGUGCACUGUAUUGAGUGCCAUUUGAUAGCAAAAAAGAAGAGACAGAAAGAGAGAGAAUUGAUGGAGAAAAAUGUACUUGAUAUAAAUCUUUUACACAAAAGAACUUUGCAACAACUGAUGAUACAUUUUAUUACAGUGAGAAAAUAUACAAUGUAAUAGAUUUAA
Molecule: messenger RNA, 4128 nt
Organism: Phlebotomus papatasi
Lineage: Eukaryota; Metazoa; Arthropoda; Insecta; Diptera; Psychodidae
Product: band 4.1-like protein 5
Exons: 7
Coding region: 406-3036 (876 amino acids)
Cellular component (GO): cytoskeleton
Source: RefSeq, a predicted model, not a curated record